AUGCCGUUUGACGAGAAAUAUCAAGCCGGUGAGUCGUACGGCGACGCACCCACCACGGCUUCUCAACCCAGCGAUGUCGGCGAAAUUGUCAAGGCCAUUCUCAAAGACUACGUCGGUGCACGUAAUGCGGCAACUCCGUCGGAGCUCACAGGCCUAGUCCAGAGUUUAAGCAGUAAAGAGCCUUCUGAUGACAGGAAGGGCAACACCGAGUUGAUGAUUGAUAUCCUCACCAAGCUUCCGGCAACGUCACAGGUCAGGCAGUAUCUCACCAACAAGCUCAUCGACUCCCUGUGGAACAACCUCCAGCACCCGCCUCUCAGCUACGUCGGCGGUGACGCCAAAUAUGAGGUCGUCAACAGCAAGGAGGAGGCGGCGGGUGCCAACCAUGGUCCCAACACAGAUGAUGACAUCAUCACCUUUGAGUCGCCCGGCACCGGCAUCCUUCUCCGCCAGGUCUUCUCGGGCGCCUCAAACGACGCCCAUCAGUAUCGGACGCCGGAUGGCAGCUACAACAACAUUGUCUCGCCCCAACUCGGCAGCGCCGGCUCGCCCUACGCCAAGUCGGUCCGGAGCUCGAAGCGUCUCCACGGGGUGAGGCCCGACGCCGGCCAGCUCUUUGAUCUCCUCAUGGCCCGCCAGGAGGGAGGCUUCAAGGAGAACCAGGCCGGCAUCUCGUCGAUGCUCUUUUACCACGCCUCCAUCAUCAUCCACGACAUCUUCCGGACCAGCCGCACCGACACCAACAAGUCGGACACGUCCUCGUACCUGGACCUGGCACCCCUCUACGGGUCGACGCUGCGCGAACAGCUUCAAGUCCGCACCCUAAGAGAGGGCAAGCUGAAGCCCGACACCUUUCACGAGAAGCGUCUCCUCGGCCAGCCUGCCGGAGUCAACGUCAUGCUGGUGCUGUACAACCGCCUGCACAACUACGUGGCCGAGGUGCUCCUCAAGAUCAACGAGUUGGGCCGCUUCACGCUCGACUGCGCGGCCGACGCGAGCCCCGAGGAGCGGGCCAAGGCGGCGGCGAAGCAGGACCACCACCUAUUCAACACGGCCCGGCUCAUCGUCUGCGGCAUGUACGCCUCCAUUGCGCUGGGCGACUACCUCUGCGCCAUCAUGAACCUCCACCACUCCGACACGGACUGGUCUCUGGAUCCUCGCGCCGAGAUUGGCAAGCACUACGAUGGCGAGGGCGUCCCGCGCGGCGUCGGCAACAUGGUCAGCGUCGAGUUCAACCUGCUCUACCGCUUCCACUCGUGCAUCUCCAAAAAGGACGAGCGCUGGAUCAACGACUUCUUCCUCAAGCUCUUCCCGGGCCGCCGCGUCGAGGACCUGGAAAACGUCGGGCUGGCCGAGCUCGGCAAGGCGCUGUUCGAGUUUGAGAAGAGCAUCCCCGCGGAGCCGAGCGAGCGCACCUUUGACGGCCUGAAGCGCCAGGCCAACGGGCGCUUCCGGGACCAGGACCUCGUCCGCAUCCUCGAGGAGGCCAUGGAGGACCCCGCGGGCUCCUUUGGCCCGCACAUGGUCCCCAAGGCGCUCCGGAUCGUCGAGAUCCAGGGCAUCAUCCAGGCGCGCAGGUGGGGGUGCGCCUCGCUCAACGAGUUUCGCGAGUUCUUUGGCCUCAAGCGCUACGGCAAGUUUAGCGACAUUACGUCGGACGAGGAGGUUGCCCACCGCCUCGAGAAGCUGUACACGCACCCGGACAUGGUCGAGAUGUAUCCCGGCAUGAUGAUUGAGGACAUUAAGCCGCCGCGCAACCCGGGCGCCGGCAUCUGCCCGACCUACACCGUUGGGCGCGCCGUGCUUGCCGACGCCAUCACGCUCGUCCGGUCCGACAGGUUUCUGACCGUCGACUUUACCGUCUCCAGCCUCACCGCCUGGGGCAUGAACGAGGUGACGGGGGACCCCAAGACGCUCGGCGGCUCCAUGCUGUACAAGCUCAUCCAGAGGGGCGUCCCCGGCUGGUUCCCCUUUAAUUCCAUCGCCGUCAUGCAGCCCAUGUACACCAAAAAGGCCAACAUUGAGAUUGCAGAGGAGCUCGGCACCCUGGAGCAGUACUCGCUCGAGCCCGCCAAGCCGCCCAAGCUGCCCGUCGUCAUCUCCACGGCGGCCGGCAUCAAGCAGGUCCUCGGCAACCCCGACACCUUUCCCCUCGGCUGGGGCGAGGUCCUCAAGAACAUCUUUUACGGCAAGCGGGACGUCGGCUGGUUCAUGCUGGCCGGCACCGAGCCCCGCAACAUUGACCACCGCAACAAGUCGGCCGAGGCCUUUGGCAAGCUCCCGAACCUGCAGCAGGCCAUCUACCAGAUGAUUGAGCGCGUCGGCGCCGACCUCCUCGCCAAGGCCGACUUUACGGUGCAGGGGGGCGUCCACCAGAUUGACCUCAUCCGCGACGUGGCCAUUCCCGUCAACACGCAGUACACGGCCGACCUGUUCUACAUGGACUUAAGGACCGAUGAGAACCCGGAAGGGAAGCUCUCGGUCGCGGAGCUCUACAAGUCCAUGGUCAACCUGCGCAUCUGGGCCACCAACAACACCGACUCGGCCGAGGCGUGGAACCGCCGCCGCCGCGCCAACGAGGGCGCCCAGGUCAUCAUCGACUCGACGCGCCCGCUCGUCGACGAGGUCGUCAGGAGCCGCGGCUUCGGCCUCGGCCUCUCCUCCGCCCUGCACAAGAGAUUCGGCAGGCAGGCCUCUCUCAAGGAAGGGUCCCUCCGCUCCCUCGGCCUCAAGUUUGUGGAAACCCUCCUGGGCCAGGGCGCCACGGCUGAAAACGUCGUCGACCAGCUUUGGCUCCAGGCUUUUGGAGAGAUUGGCGUUCUCGUUACCACUUUUUACGAAAUCAUGGAGUUCUUCCUCCGCCCAGAGAACAAAUCCAUCUGGACCCAAGUCGAAAACUUGGCAAAGGAAGGUAAUCUGACCAAGCUCUCCACCUACGUCGCCGAGGCGCAGCGUCUCACCAGCCCCUUUCGUGUCAUCCGUUACCCAAAAACGGCAACUGAAGUCGAGGGCAAGAAAGUCGACCAGAAUAAUGUGCUCAUUGUGAACAUUGCCGCCGCAGGUCGGGACCCGGCAAAUGUCCCCAACGCCGACAAGUUUGACCCGACACGCAAGCAGCCAGAGCUCAGCGGCUACAGCUUCGGCCAGCAUGAAUGCUUGGGGAGACACAUGGCCAUAACAUUCCUGACCGGCCUGGUCAAGCUUACCGCUGGCCUGAAGAAUCUCCGCAGAGCAGCACCAGGUACGCUGGGAGAUGUCAAGACCAUCAGCGUCGGCGCCGAGGACAGGAUUUACCUCAACGACAGCUGGUCCUACUUUGGAUUCAACACCAGCAAUUGGAAGGUGCAAUUUGACGGCUACAAUUAG
This is a messenger RNA of Beauveria bassiana ARSEF 2860, 3366 nucleotides long. RefSeq names its product Cytochrome P450 CYP6003A1. Bases 1 to 3366 code for a protein of 1121 amino acids. The transcript is spliced from 5 exons. The record is from RefSeq and is a predicted model, not a curated record. Gene Ontology annotation, biological process: response to oxidative stress. Gene Ontology annotation, molecular function: monooxygenase activity; oxidoreductase activity, acting on paired donors, with incorporation or reduction of molecular oxygen; peroxidase activity. Lineage: Eukaryota; Fungi; Ascomycota; Sordariomycetes; Hypocreales; Cordycipitaceae.